Molecule: messenger RNA, 699 nt
Organism: Uloborus diversus
Lineage: Eukaryota; Metazoa; Arthropoda; Arachnida; Araneae; Uloboridae
Gene: JTBR
Product: protein JTB-like
Exons: 4
Coding region: 121-588 (155 amino acids)
Biological process (GO): mitotic cytokinesis
Cellular component (GO): centrosome; membrane; cytoplasm
Source: RefSeq, a predicted model, not a curated record
AAACUGCUACUUUUUCUUUUCUUUCUUGACGGAUGAUGCAGACGAUAUAAAUUAACAUUAUUCAACUUAAAAAAUGAUUACUUUUUUAUUUUAGGAGUGUUUUUGGCUUUUAUAUUUAGUAUGAUUGAAUUUUGUACGUUCAGACGAAUGGUCAUAUUUAUAAUAUGCUUAAUAGCCACUUCUUUGAUAGUCUUAACAGUUGAAAGUUUCCUGACUCCAUCUAAUGGAAAAUACCUUCAAGAUCCUAAUAAUCAAGGAGAAAAUUCCUCGAAUGCUCCCUGUUGGCAAAAUGAAGAUUAUUUUGUCAAACAACACUGUGCUCCAUGCUCAGAAUUUGAAAAAGUAAGCAAGCACCUUCCCGCAUGUGAUGCAACAGGUUUUAAAGAAAUGGUAUCUUGUAAAGUCUCUGGAGAUGUGUAUAGAAGUUGUGACAAAGUUUUAUGGCUGGAAGAAAGAAAUUUUUUCAUAUUUGAAAGUUGUAUGGCAGUUUUUGGAUUAUUAGGGGCAGUAGUAGUCUCAAUCCGACAGAAGCAAUUAGAUCAACGAAUGAUGUUAAGAAUUCAACAACAGAUAUCUUCUGGCGUUUGAAUAUUGUACACUUUUGUAAACAAGCCUUUUCUCACAUUUUUCAUCUCAUUGCAUAAACAUGUAAAGUUCAUAACACAACUGUACCCUAUUUUCACAAAAUAAAUGAAUGUC